UGUUCUAAGAAGAAAGGAGCAUCAUACUCAAUAGGGGAAAGACCUUAGAGCGGAGGGGCGGAGAAUAUUUUCGGGGUAUUUUCGGAUAGUUGGCAGCACUGAUAUCUGUUCUACGGGGCGUGUAUCGCAGCUCCGGCGUUCAGUAACUCGCGCAAGACCGUUCCGCGCACGUCUCACGCGUUCGCCGUUUGCGCGUCCACAUUCGUUCAAAUAUCCGCGCGCCGAAAGUGUUCUCGGUUUACGAUGAAAAGUGUCGGUCAGUUUCUCCCGCCGGGAGACGUUGUUCGAAGUCGUGAGAAACGUGUCACUGUGACGUGUUGACGGGACGUGUCAGUGUGUGGUGGUGUGCUAGGAUACACGGGGAUCAAAUGUCGCGGUGCUGUGUUAUCGGGCUGACAGUUUUCAUCGCUAUCACGACGUGUAGUGACCAGGAAAACAACGAUAUCGGGAUUAUUGAUACCUAUGAUGAUAAAGUGCCAAUCUCAGACACGCGGGCGGUUGCAGGAGGUGUGGCAAAAAUCCCGUGCGACGUGGCAACACAGCUGAAGGACGACAGAGUCCAUCUGGUGCUCUGGUACAAAGAGGGAGAGAAAGGAAUGGGUGUGCGCAUCCCUCUCACUCCCAUCUACAGUUUCGAUGGAAGAGACGGGGCGGAGGACGAGGCCGCUCAACACUGGACGGACACCGCGUCGCUCGGUUCGCGCGCUUUUUUCAACGUGAAGGAAUCUCCCGCCAAACUCACCAUAGACGGUGUCAAGGACAAAGAUGGCGGCGUGUACCGGUGUAGGGUGGACUUUCGGAAAUCACCCACUCGGAACUCUAGGGUCAACCUCACCGUUAUAAUUCCACCUGAACGCCUGAGUGUGGUGGAUGAGAAUGGAGACCAUAUCCAGCACUACAUCUUGGGACCGUAUAGCGAGGGAGCCUCCCUGGACCUCGCCUGUAUAGCAACUGGAGGUCGACCCACGCCACGUGUGACGUGGUGGCAGGAGAACGCACUGCUGGACGACACGUGGGAGCUGAUGUCGGAGCGACGCGUGCGUAACGUGUUGCGUGUGGAGAAACUGCAGCGUCGGCAUCUCCACGCCGUCUUCACGUGUCAGGCGUCCAACAACGACCUUGUCGCUCCGAUCUCCAGUGCAGUCACGCUGGAUCUCAACCUGAACCCGUUAUGGGUGAAAAUACUGGGCGAGAACCGUCCUGUCUCAGCCAAUCACUCGCAAGAAGUGAGAUGCGAAGUAGCUGGAGCGAGACCAGCUCCACAUAUACGAUGGUGGAAGGGCUCUUUCUUACUCUACAAUGCCACGCAAGAGACCAGCUCUGACGGCAACCGUACGACAAGCACCCUUCAUUAUAUCCCCUCAAUGGAGGACUUUGGCGAGAAGCUGAUCUGCAAAGCUACGUCACCCUUCCUGAAGGAACCCUUCCAACAGGACUCCUGGACACUCAAUGUGCGCCAUGUUCCUGAGAUCACUCUGGAGGUCGGAGGUGGGACGAAUCUGUCUGCGAUAAAGGAGGGCGACGAUGUACAUCUAGAGUGCACAAUCAGAGCAAAUCCCUGGGUGUAUCGGGUCGCUUGGGAGCAUAAUGGCAAAACGCUGUACAGCAACGUGUCGGAUGGCGUGCAGGUGAACAAUCAAAGUCUGCUCAUCAGGAAUGUGACACGCAGUCACGCCGGGGUCUACACGUGUAUCGCCAGUAAUCAGGAGGGUGAUGGCCAGAGUAAUCAGCUCUUGCUAGAUGUCAAAUUUAAACCAGUUUGCAGACCCGGUCAACAAACGGUUUUAGGAGCGGCGCGGCUGGAAAAGACAGAAAUCGCAUGUGAAGUGGAAGCCAACCCAGUGGCAGUCAACUUCACAUGGGAAAUCCACCCAGGAGCCGGCGUCAACGGCUCCGUUGGUCCCGGCGCGGGCAAAAGCCGAGACAAGGUCGAGGAUAAAGUCGAGUUCGACGUGGAGAAGACACGCAGCACAGCCGUUGUGACGCCCGUCACUACGGCCGAUUUCGGGGAGUUCUCCUGUUGGGCAACUAACGUCAUUGGACGUCAGUUGGAGCCUUGCGUUUACAAGCUGAUACCAGCUGGUAGACCGGAAGCAGUGAGCAACUGCACAGUCCUAAAUCAGACGGAGGACUUGGUUGUGGUUGGGUGUUCGGCCGGCUUUGACGGAGGCCUGGGUCAGGCCUUCCAGCUGGAGCUGUAUGACGGCGCACAGCUCUUGCGCAAUGUCAGCAGUGCGCAUGCGCUGCCGCACUUCACUCUGCAGCCGCUGCCUGCCGCCGACUCGCGCCGUCUGCAGCUGCGAGUCUACGCCUUCAACCACAAGGGCCGCAGUCCCUAUGUCACCCUGCAGCUCCUUAACUCUAACCAUGCUGAGCGCAGAACUGCGGCGGUGACUGUGCAGUUCAUGCCUCUGAUCGGGGCAGUGUUGGGCAUUGUGGGAGCACUGGUCCUUAUCGUGGUGGCUGUGGCUUUGGCCAUCUACCUCAAAAGCCGCGAGAGUGCAGCACCGGCGAGCAAGCGAUCCACGCCCUCACUGGACUCGCUCGAGAAGAAUCCCGACAUCAUACCUCAGUGCAAUGAAUAUCAAACAUCCGCGGAAAAAGAUGUUGAUAAGCUACUCUCGUGCCCUGAAACUACGAAGCCAAAAUCUCCAUUUUUUGCCGAGAAAAAUCUGGAGGUGAUCCAGACUGAAUCCAUUCUUCCACACACUUCAUUCAUUCACGCAGAUUCAUCAUCAGCACUCCAUAUUCUUCAUCAGACUGACGACCCAGGCCAAGAAUUCAUGACCCUGGGCCCCUGGAGACACCCCCACCUCACCACCUCGGCGACCCCCUCUCCAGCCACAUCGACGCGUUUCUGACAUUCGGGCGUCGCGACGCUGCCGACGUCCGAAGAACACGACUGCACCGACAUCCAGCUAUGACCUGUCACCCUCAGGACAAGGUGCUAAGUACCCGAAAAUGACGUCAAGGUGACCUUUCACCCUCAGGACAACAGGACAAGUUGCUAAGUACCCGAUAAUCUCCAGUGUUGACAUAAUGACGUCACGUUUGGACUGUCACCCUCAGGACUAGGUGCUAAGUACCCAAAAAUGUCUAAUGUUGACAGAAUGACGUCAUGGUGUUGGACUGUCACCCUCAGGACAAGGUGCUAAGUACCCGAAGAUGUUGAUAGGAUGACGUCACAGUGACCUUUCAUCCUCAGGACAACAGGACAAGUUGCUAAGUACCCGAUAAUCUCUAGUGUUGACAUAAUGACGUCACGUUUGGACUGUCACCCUCAAGACUAGGUGCUAAGUACCCAAAAAUGUCCAGUGUUGACAUAAUGACGUCAGGUUUGGACUGUCACCCUCAGGACAAGGUGCUAAGUACCCAAAAAUGUCUAGUGUUGACAGUAUGACGUCGCAGUGACCUGUCACCCUUAGGACAAGUUGCUAAGUGCCCGAAUAUUUUAACCGAGUACUGAUUCACACAACCGUCAACCGUCAAUGAACCGUCAUCAAAUUAUUAUUGACAAUUGAC
Nilaparvata lugens (brown planthopper) is the source of this 3522-nucleotide messenger RNA. Its product is annotated as hemicentin-2. The record is from RefSeq and is a predicted model, not a curated record. NCBI's taxonomy places the organism in Eukaryota, Metazoa, Arthropoda, Insecta, Hemiptera, Delphacidae.